This is a messenger RNA of Frankliniella occidentalis (western flower thrips), 1350 nucleotides long. RefSeq lists its product as uncharacterized. The coding region runs from base 56 to 1150 and encodes 364 amino acids. Gene Ontology annotation, molecular function: protein binding. The transcript has 3 exons. The record is from RefSeq and is a predicted model, not a curated record. Lineage: Eukaryota; Metazoa; Arthropoda; Insecta; Thysanoptera; Thripidae.
CCCGCAGCCGGGACCAGGCUGUGUGGACCUCGCCGCCACCCAUACGACCCUCGCCAUGCCCGAGACGUCUGACUCAACCGACACCGAUCAACACGAGCAGCCGCUGCUGCUCCCGGACCUGCCCGACGUGCCGCUGCUCGAGAUCCUCUCCUACCUGCCCCGCCAGGACCUGCUCGCCGCCGGGCUGACGUGCGCGCGGCUGGGCGCGCUGACCAGGGACAACGCGGCGCUGUGGACGCGCUCGUGGCCCGAGAGGGAGCAGGGCUUCGACGUGGUGAAGGGCCUGUCGCGGGUGGCGCCCCCCGCCCACACGUUGCGUUUGGCUCUAGGUGUGUUUCACGACGACCGUAAGCUACCCUUGAUGGUCAGUGAUGUGAAGUACGACCAAGACGAUCAGCCAGGGCGAGGGCGGGAGGCCCCACCGUGCGAAGUCGACGACAGUUCCGCCGCAGAGUCACCCGAGAGCUUGGCCCGCGGGGGGUUGUCGUGGAAUGCAACGGCCCGCACUGAGGACCUGGGAUACGGCCUCAUCCUCAUCCGGGAGCUUGGGCCGACGCUGACGCACCUGACUGUGUCAGAUCAUUUCUACCCCAAGUCUUCAGCCAUGCCCUCCCAGGUGCUUCUGGCACUGACGGUCAUGCCCCACCUGCGUUCACUCGUCCUGGACGUUGCGACGCGCAACCCUCCGCCCGAGGUGUUCCGGGACGUCCCCGCUGCCGCCAUCCCCGCCCUCGAGCUUCUCACCCUCGAAAACUGGGCGAAGCCCACCACGUGGUCCUUGGCAGAGUGUCAGCAGUGUUUCCAGGAGCUGCAGGAUCUGAUCCGCCGCGCACCCCUGUCGCUGCACGUGACAUGCGUGUCCAAAGACAUCGACCGUAAUGACGAGAAUGCUAGUUGGUUCAUUUCCAUGGAGUGCGAUGACCCGGCCCCUGGGGCCGAAUUACAUUUAGUGGUCCGGUACGGGCACCCCUGCGCGGCCGAGGCGGACUGCCCGCUCUGCGCCGAGGCCGUCGCGACUGUCCGCGCCAACCACCACCCGCAGUGGAGGUUAAUGGUUUUCUCGGGGGAACUUGGUUGGGAGAAGUUGCGAAGUGAAGAUUGGGUUAACCCAAUGAAAAUUUUCAGAGAAUCAGAUAUGGAAUCAGAUUAGGGAUUUACUUUAUUCAUGACUGAUUGCUAAAUUUUAUUAUGUGGGACAGAAGUACAGACAUUUCAUUGAUAACUAGUGCACCAACAGCUUCACCCUUCUCUAUAAAAAUACUUGGAGUGCAUUAUAACAUUUUGUAUCUCUAUUACCGCUAUAUAUUUUAAAAAUAUUCACAAAAAACACAAUUAUAGCAAGUAGUCGCA